Molecule: messenger RNA, 4065 nt
Organism: Rana temporaria (common frog)
Lineage: Eukaryota; Metazoa; Chordata; Amphibia; Anura; Ranidae
Gene: PRKX
Product: protein kinase X-linked
Exons: 9
Coding region: 375-1475 (366 amino acids)
Biological process (GO): protein phosphorylation
Molecular function (GO): ATP binding; protein serine/threonine kinase activity
Source: RefSeq, a predicted model, not a curated record
UUCUCCGAGUAAACGGCUGAAGCGGAGAGACGAGCGAGCCUCUUCCCCAUUCCUUUCUUCUACGUCAGCCGCCCAUAGUAGUGAGUGAGUAGUGAGAGAGCAGCGAGGGGCCGGCCGGGUGACAGCGGGGCUGCGGGUCAGUUGAGGAGACUUGUGAGGAUGUAUUGUGUCCAGCACUGAGUAGCAGCACGUUUUUCUCAGCAGUGCCUCCCCUCCAUCCCUCGCAGUGCCCAGACACAAUGAGGGAUGGCAGACUGAUGACUGGCAAUGCCACCUGGGCAGACCAGGAGUGAGCCGCUCUCCGCAUCUGUGGGCGCCCCUUCAGGAGACACUUACCUGCAGCUUACUGUAGCUUUGAUCUGAACGCGCUUGGGAUGGAAGGAGCCGCCAGCGCCGCCGGGACGGGCAAAUCCAGGAGUGGUGGUAAGGGCAGCUGCGAUGGGGGAGUCGCUAGCCCCAGCCCGGGGUGCCUCGGACUCAGCGUGUGUGGUCGCAUCUCGCCGCCCUGCCCCGACCUCCAACCUCAAUACAAGCUGGACGACUUCGACACCGUGGCCACCGUGGGAACUGGGACGUUUGGGAGGGUCCAUUUAGUAAAAGAGAAAACGGCAAAGAAUUAUUUUGCACUAAAAGUAAUGAGCAUUCCCGAUGUCAUUCGUCUAAAACAAGAACAACACGUACACAACGAGAAAUCUGUUUUGAAAGAGGUGAACCAUCCAUUUCUAGUCAGACUGUUUUGGACCUCACAUGAUGAUCGGUUCUUAUAUAUGCUAAUGGAGUACGUACCGGGAGGAGAACUUUUUAGCUACUUGCGUAAUAUGGGACGUUUUAACAACAGCACUGGACUGUUUUAUUCUACGGAAAUUAUUUGUGCAAUAGAGUAUUUGCACUCCAAAGAAAUUGUUUACAGAGACUUGAAGCCUGAAAAUAUAUUGCUUGACCGAGAAGGUCACAUCAAGCUAACAGAUUUUGGAUUUGCAAAGAAGCUUUCAGACAGAACAUGGACACUGUGUGGAACUCCUGAGUAUCUUGCACCUGAAGUCAUUCAGAGUAAAGGCCAUGGAAGAGCAGUGGACUGGUGGGCUUUAGGCAUUCUAAUAUUUGAAAUGUUGUCUGGGUUUCCUCCAUUUUUUGAUGACAAUCCGUUUGGCAUAUAUCAGAAAAUUUUGGCUGGCAAAAUAGACUUCCCGAGACAUCUAGAUCUUUAUGUGAAAGACCUCAUAAAGAAGCUCCUUGUUGUGGAUCGAACUAGAAGACUUGGAAAUAUGAAGAAUGGAGCAGAAGACGUCAAGCGCCACAGGUGGUUUAGAUCUAUAGACUGGGAUGCGGUACCACAACGAAAAUUAAAGCCUCCAAUCAUGCCAAAGGUGUCCCAUGAAGGUGAUACAUCAAACUUUGAGGCUUAUCCUGAGGAUGAUUGGAACAAAGCCCCUCCAGUACCCCCUAAAGACCUAGAAAUGUUUAAGAAUUUUUAACUGGAAGAUUAUAAAAUGAACGAAACAACAAUAGGAACUUUGUGGAUAAAAUGGAAAUCCACUGUCAUCCUUGACAGCUCAAUGCGCAAAGAGAAGAUACCUCUUUUAGCCUUGCUAAUGAUCAAAACUUGACAAGCCAUGGCCAUUUAUAAUUACUGGAGGACUAUGGACAUUUGCAGAUUGUACACCUCUCAACGGAACAGGACAACAAAAUCCUGUGCAUUCCAGUACAUAGGGUCCUUAGUACUAGAGCAUGUGAUGCUGAUGUGGAAUCUGUAGCUGACUAUCAUUGCGUUUGUGUAGUGUCAGAUCAAUUUCGAGCUCAGUUAUUGGCGAACAAAAUGCAAUAUGUGACUAAGCAUUUCUUUCCAUCUCCAUUGCAAACGGUUCAACAGCAGUUCUGAAAGGCUUAGUAAUAAUAAUGUAUUAUUUGUAUAAUAAUCUGCCUUUAUGAGCUCACAAUAGAUAGGUGCUGAAAGGGAAUGUAUUCUAACCUUUGCUUUCAAAAGUUCAUGCAAAAGGCAAAUCCGUUUUUUGCUACUGUUAGAAAAUUUGCAGGAUACAUUUUUCUUUCUUUCUUGUUUGUAUAUAAAAUAAGAUCUAUAUACAAGACAUACAUUUUACAGACAAUAUACAAACGAGUGGCCACCAGAAGUCAUUAGAAGACCUUUUGAUAAAGUUCUUGCUAAAACUAUUUAGGUUCUGUACUCACAUGAUAUCAAUACCCGUACCCAGAUGAGUACAGUGCCACCUGCACAUAUACCACUUGUUUUUCCAUUGAGAGUUAAAAAAGAAUUCUAAUCUAAACAAAAUAAUUUCAAAACGGUCUCUAAAUGUGUAGUCCAUGCCUUUCAUGGUGGAUUGUUGGACACCUCUAUGAGAAAUGCUCUACAAGAAAGUAAUGUUGGCACCAUCCCAUUCCACAGGACUUUAGAGUCCAAAGUAAAAGUACUUAAUUUUUUUUUAAACAAGAUAACAUGAAACAAAACGAUUGCAUUUUGGAGGUUGAGCAGUCUCCCUUCAUCAGGGUUUAGGAUGGUACCUCUUAUAAAUACAGAACAAACAUCUGAUUCUUCCUAAAGUGCCCAGAGUCUGGCCUUUUAUGCACAUGCAGCACCCUAAACCCAGAUGAAGAGGGACUUCUCUUAACCCCCAAAACACAUGGAUCGUUUUGUUUCAUGUCAUCUUAUGAAUUAAAGGGCUUUUAAUUUGGACUCUAAGGAACCAUGGUGUGGUGCUACCAUUACCUUUUUACUCUGAGUGCUCAGUGAGGCCCCCUAGUCACAUAAGAGCGACCUAACCAGAGCCAUUGAAUUUGAUUCCAUUAUGUGAUAUUAAAUCUCAAUUAACUUGUGAUCCAAUGCCUUAUAUCUUGAUACUUCUAGCAAUCAAAUCCUGACAGAGAUCUAAACAAUCCCAAUCUAUACAAAUAAAUAAUAAAACUGUUUUAGCUUUAAAUACACUUUAGCCUUUACAUGUGUUUGACUUUUGGAGGCAUAGUUAUCCCAUAAAUAGGAUGUUCAAGGGAACUAUGUUUUUUUUUUUUUUUUUACUUUUAGCAGAGUUUAUUUUUGCUCAGUGAGUAAAAUCUUACAGAAUUUGCCCAGUUGCUCAUACCAAAUAUUUAUAUUUUACCAAUGUUUUUAUAGUACUCUUUUGCAUUCAUUCUAAAAAAUGUCCCCAACUAAAUCCCAUGCUUUUCCAAGAUCUCAAACCUUAGUACGGUUUAGGAGGUCAUUCAGUAAGCACAACAUUUCCCUAGCCUAAAAUCUAAGUCAAAACUUUUUCCUACAAUCUACAAUUAUUGUUCAUUUUGUCUACGAAAAAAAGAAUAAAAAAAAGCACAUAUUGACUAUGUACAUAAAAGAAUAUAUUAAGACCUGAGCACAGAACAUGUGCAAAGAUGUAAAUGUUUGUACUUAACAAAGUAUAAGUUUUAUUUUUUAAAUUGUGUUUUUUUUUUUCAAAAACCUUGUUCAGGGAUGGGCUUAAGACAUUUUUUUUAAUUUUCUUUUUCUAAAAAAUAAUGUUCUUUUACACCUGUGUGUGAGUGUGUGUAUGGUAUAUAAAACGAUAAAAAGAAAGGUUGUGCCUGCUGACAUUUAAGUGUUUUGUCCUUAAAGUUCAAAGGAUUACAGUCGGGACAAGGCACUUCAGAGGCAAGUGUGAUAUUGGGUAGAUUUAGCAUUUCAUUGGGGUAGUAAGGUACACAGUGUAAAAUCCUUGCAGGGCAGUAGAGGUUUUUUUGCACUGUGAUUCUGAAUAACUUCUAUUCAUUAUGGAAGUAGUUAAAGUGAGAUUACAAUCCAGACACUUGCAUUGCAAGUUAAGUAGCUACUUUGUAUGGAUCACUUUAAUACGGUUGGUUAAACUGAUGACUAUUUCUAAAUUUGCACGUCAAAUGUAAAAAGAAUCUGCUUAUGUUUUUUUUUUUGUCUUUUUUUUCUGGUUGUAUUUUUAAAACAUAGUGUUACAAUUGAUUUACAAAUGUUUUCCUAAAAUAAUAAUGCAAAUUGCUGUCAUCUUGAUUUUUUUUUCUGGACAUUAUUUAUUAAAACGUACAAAAUAUCAACCAUAUAUGAAAGCCAAA